CGCGAUUUGACGUGAGAAGGUAGCGGAUGCGCAAUAUGGCGGAGGACUGAGAGAGUGCUAGCACGGAAAGAAGGAAAGAGAGGGGUGAGUGAGAACUUGUUUUCAGUGAUGUGAAGAUGACUCAAGGUAAGAAGAAGAAGAGGGUCAAUCGUAGCGUUUUACUGGCUAAGAAAAUUAUAAUCAAAGAUGGUGGCUCGCCUCAGGGGUUUGGCUCUCCAAGUGUUUACCAUGCUGUCAUCGUGAUCUUCCUUGAGUUUUUUGCUUGGGGUUUGCUGACUGCGCCAACCCUGGUGGUUUUACGUGAGACAUUUCCUAAACACACAUUUCUGAUGAAUGGACUCAUUCAAGGAGUAAAGGGUUUAUUGUCUUUCCUUAGUGCUCCUCUGAUUGGGGCUCUCUCGGACGUGUGGGGGAGAAAAUCCUUUCUGCUGCUUACUGUAUUCUUCACGUGUGCUCCAAUUCCACUGAUGAAGAUUAGUCCAUGGUGGUACUUUGCAGUUAUCUCUGUCUCUGGCGUCUUUGCCGUCACCUUUUCUGUGGUGUUUGCAUAUGUGGCCGAUAUAACACAAGAACAUGAGAGAAGCAUGGCAUAUGGCCUGGUUUCAGCCACAUUUGCAGCUAGCCUGGUUACAAGUCCGGCAAUAGGCGCUUACCUUGGUCGUGUAUAUGGUGAUUCUCUUGUGGUGCUUCUUGCAACUGCGAUUGCCCUACUGGACAUCUGCUUCAUCCUAGUAGCUGUUCCGGAAUCGCUCCCUGAAAAAAUGAGGCCAGCAUCUUGGGGUGCUCCAAUCUCUUGGGAACAAGCUGACCCUUUUGCUUCACUAAAGAAGGUUGGCCAGGAUUCCAUUGUCCUGCUCAUCUGCAUUACUGUUUUUCUCUCCUACCUCCCUGAGGCCGGACAGUACUCCAGCUUCUUCCUGUAUCUCAAACAGAUCAUGCAUUUUACCCCAGAAAGUGUUGCCGCCUUUAUAGCUGUAUUGGGAAUUCUCUCCAUCAUUGCUCAGACCGUUGUUUUGAGUUUACUGAUGAGGUCAAUUGGAAACAAGAACACAAUUCUGCUGGGACUGGGUUUCCAGAUUUUGCAACUGGCCUGGUACGGAUUCGGCUCAGAGUCUUGGAUGAUGUGGGCUGCAGGAGCAGUUGCUGCUAUGUCUAGCAUCACCUUUCCUGCAGUAAGUGCUUUAGUUUCCCGAACGGCAGAUCCAGAUCAGCAAGGUGUUGUGCAGGGAAUGAUUACAGGAAUCCGCGGCUUGUGUAAUGGACUUGGUCCUGCCCUGUAUGGAUUUAUAUUUUACAUCUUUCAUGUGGAAUUGGAUGAUAUACCUAUCACGCAAACAGAGCCAAGAGAGAAGAUGACAGCACAUUCACAGCAGAAUUCUAUUAUCCCUGGGCCUCCCUUUCUGUUUGGAGCAUGCUCUGUGUUGCUGGCUCUGCUUGUAGCAUUAUUUAUUCCAGAACACACCAAUCUGAAUGCCCGAAGCAACAACUGGAAGAAGCAUCAUGGUACCGGACACCCACACAGUCCUCCAGCUCCUGGGGAGGGAAAAGAGCCUCUUCUACAGGACACAAAUGUAUGACAGUGUUUGAGAGACUCUUUAAGUGACCUCUUCUGCAUAUGGUCUCAUUCCUUUUGACCUGCAGGACCAACUGGCCGCCCUUUAGUCAGCAGGGACAGCUACCAGUCUUCUGGCAGGGCAGGCAUCGAGCCUUCAGUGGCAAAACCAACUGAUGCCACCAACAGGGCAUGUCUAUCACUGCCUUCUUUAUAGACAAGACCGCUCUAAGGCUUUUUUUUUUUUUUUUGCCAACAGCAUAUUCAGUCUGAUUGUGUUUAAGACAAUCAGAGUAUGUAUGAACUUUGUUUAACCCCUUGAGUGCUGGCCUCCUGUUAAAAAUAACUCCACAUUACAGGGUUGUGUUUGACACAGAUGUUUAAACAAGCCUUUAGGGCGUUUAACACAUACUUGUUUGACCCAGGUUUGCUGCCUGUCAUAUAUAAGCAAAUGUGUUUAAAUUUGGGAGGUUUGGGGGAGUGUUCUGUUUUUUUGUUUUUAUUUAUAUUUUGCUCUUUUAAAGAAAGCCAAAGUAUUAGUUGUUUUUUCGUUUUUGUUUUUACUUUGCUUGCCAUAUGCCAAUGGCUUAGCUCUUAACAUCCAACUAAGCGUUUAUUUUCUCUUCUGCAAGUAUAGAUUGUUAGAAAAGCUUGUUUACAUGUUUACAAAAUCUAUUUAUACACACCACUUAAUAGUUCUGAUUCUUGGUAUUCUAUGGAAGAGAAAAAGUGGAGAGCCCUCUUUCUGAUCUCUCCCUAGGAACAUUUUUAAUCUGGUGCUGAAACUCGAAACGGUUUUUAUCUCCAACUGACAAAUAUGGGAUGAAAUAAUCGAAGCCUUUGUUUUAAAUGAACAUAUAUUGUUUUGAAUGAACAAUAUCCAAAGGGCAAUUCUUCUGCAGUCUUUUGUUUAAACGCAUUCCAGGUUUUGAAGUUAAUCAUUCUUCUUGGUGUAUAUAGAUUUAAUUUCAAAUACUGUAAUACUCCAUGGGCUACCCACAACAUUUUCUUCUGUUCGUAAUGUGGUUUGUCCAGGGCAAGAAUGGAUUGUCAAACCAGUAUAAUACACACCCCUCUCCCCUAAAAAUGUAUUGCAUAAUUGGCAUGCAUGGGGAUUUUAAAAAUGUUGUUCAUAGAAAGCUUAUUAAAGGAACACUAUUUCUUUAGGACAUAUGCUUUCAAUUCUGUUGGUGACUUUUCUUUGACUUUGCCAUCCUCUGCACUGUGCAUUCAUAAUCUCUUUGGACUCUUGUGACAAUUGGCCCAUUAAAGGGAAAUUCAGGUGCCAGGAAAACAAUCUGUUUUCCUGGCACUGCAGGUCCCCUCUCCCUCCCACCCCCCAAUCCCCGGUUGCUGAAGGGGUGAAAAACCCUUCAGUAACUUACCAGAGGCUGCGAAGAUGUCCCACGUCGCUGCUUCUUCCUCCGUGCUGCUCCUCCCUCUGAUUGCGUUGGCCGGUGUGCAAGACUGAUCCCGCCCACCGACCGGGGAGACCUAAUGCACAUGCGUGGCAAUGCCGCACAUGCGCAUUAGCGCUCCCCAUAGGAAAGCAUUUUAAAUACUUUCCUAUGGGGAAAUGAGCGACGCUGGAGGUCCUCACGCAGCGUGAGGACGUCCAGUGACGCUCUAGCGCAGGUUUUCUGUGCUGUAGACAAGGAAGUGCCCUCUAGUGGCUGUCUACCAGACAGCCAGUUGAGGUGUAGUUGACCCUGCAAUGUAAUUAUUGCAGUUUAUAAAAGAAAAACUGCAAUAAUUACAGUUGCAGGGUUAAGAGUAGUGGGAGUUGGCACCCAGACCACUCCAAUGGGCAGAAGUGGUCUGGGUGCCUGGAGUGUCCCUUUAAGCAAAGGAAUUGCCUUCCAAGCACCAGAGUCUGAAAUCUUGGAUUUGCCAAUGGAAGAGUUUGCCUCAAGUUUUAUGAUUCGGAGUCUUUUAAGAGACAAAACGGAUCUCUCACCAUCUGGGAUAUUUACAUAUUUUGCAAAAACCCCAGAUGGUGACUGCUGUGCUUUGUGUCUGGUGGCUACAGAAUGCAGGGGUAGGUGAGUUUUACUUAACUGAACGUGACUUUGCGGCCACCACCAUAUUCUUCCUGCCAUGCAGGAGAGUACAACUAUCUAUGGAGAAUCCCACAAGACCGCAGGAUCCUCCACAGACCAUGCCUUUUUCUCUGUCAAUAGUGACAGCAAGGGGAAAAGCAACACUUGACGACGGUACCCUCUGCCUUUUGCCAAGUUUUGUCUGGCAUAUGGAAUAUACGAAGCUAAAGUAGUCCCUACUUUCUAAGUAUAUAUUUUGACUGUAACACAGUCAAUGUGAGUGUUUCAUAAAGAUUUUAAUUUUAUGAAAUUCUCAUUUUUUAGGGAGGGUUGGGAUUUACAGAGACCCUUUAAAUUAGCUGGAUAAAUUAUGUCUUAAAGAUGGUUUACCUAUAAAUCUUAAGACUGUUUUUUUAUUAUACAUACAAUCAUCAGGCCGAACCUAUCGCAGUUAUUCACCCCCAUAGUAUAUAUCACUAUCUGUUGAAUGCUUGAUCUCCAAAACUUGAAUACACAGCCCACAAAGUUAAACUGAUUGCUUUGUGGCUGCCCAUACAUUUACAGGUGGCCUUUUUCAGUACAUUCUUAUUUCAUACUCCUAAGGGCCAGGUAGACCAGCAAUUUUGUUGUCACACUUGUCCCUCUGGAGAGUUUAAAAAGCAGAUAUUUUAGUCCUAGAUUUUGAAGAUUAAAUAUUAAAAUUACAAAAAAAAAGCUUUAUAAUAACCGAUGUGAAUUUAUCUUCUAAAAGAUAUAUAUAUAUAUAUUUGUGUAUAUUUUUGCUUGGUUAUUUAAUGUGUUUCUUUGUAUAAAGUGUUGUAUAAUUUAACAAGAUCACAUGUUCUGUUUUUUUUGUUUGUUUUUUUGUUUUUCCCCUUCCUUCCUUCUUGGUACUUUGAACAUUUCCCAUUGGCUUAGAUCUGGAUGAUGUAAAUUUAUGAAUAAACCUAAAUAUUUUUA
Messenger RNA from Pelobates fuscus (common spadefoot toad), 4551 nucleotides. It is a transcript of the gene SLC71A1, whose product is annotated as major facilitator superfamily domain containing 14A. The coding region runs from base 117 to 1577 and encodes 486 amino acids. The record is from RefSeq and is a predicted model, not a curated record. The transcript has 13 exons. Gene Ontology annotation, cellular component: membrane. Gene Ontology annotation, molecular function: transmembrane transporter activity. Gene Ontology annotation, biological process: transmembrane transport. NCBI's taxonomy places the organism in Eukaryota, Metazoa, Chordata, Amphibia, Anura, Pelobatidae.